This is a messenger RNA of Plasmodium gonderi, 1029 nucleotides long. Its product is annotated as variable surface protein. The transcript has 3 exons. Lineage: Eukaryota; Apicomplexa; Aconoidasida; Haemosporida; Plasmodiidae. Bases 1 to 1029 code for a protein of 342 amino acids. The record is from RefSeq and is a predicted model, not a curated record.
AUGACUAAAACUCUCAGUUAUGAGAAUAUUAAAUUCCAUGAAAUAUUCCCCCAAUUUAGAGAUAUUUACAAUAAAAAUAUAUCUGAUUCGAGUGAUUUAACAAGCAUGAAAUCUAAGAUUCUUAACCUCUGUAAUAAUUUAAUUAGAUUUCAUUUGAAAAAUGAACAAAUAAGAGACUAUAGAUUACCUAACAGUUGUAGUGGUCUUGGUCUUUAUUUAUACCUUAUAAAAAGUGAUAUUAGUUAUAAUGUUAAUUAUAAAAAUUUAGCUUGCAAAUAUUUCAAUUACAAGUUACAAGAAAUGUUAAACAAUUAUGAAUGUAAUAUUAAAGACCCAAAAAGUGUUUACAAUAAAAUGAAACUGUAUAAGAACCAGCUCGCUACAGAUGAAAAUAGUUUCCUUGAUAUAUGUGAUAAUGAGGUUACAAGUCUUAAAGAUAGCACAUUUAACAUAUUUAAGUAUUUCGAUCAACUAUAUUAUUUUUUACCAUUAAUAAAGAACGAUAAUGAUUGCUCACAGUAUGCAGGAAAAUUUAAUGAUUAUGUGAAUUAUUUAAAAGUAUAUGUAUCAGAGAACAAUAGUAUACCUACUUUACUAAAUAAUUUAAUCAGUGAAUAUAAUAAAAGAAUUCAGAAUAGUGACUUAUGUGCUAAUGAACUAUCUCUUGAUGAAAUAUAUGUGACUGAAUUAUCUGUGCCUGUAGCAUCUGUGACUGCGUCAUCUGUGAAUGAAAUAUCUGAGAAAGGAAAUGUAAUAAAUAACAACAUGGCUAUGCAAAAUAUUCAAAUAACACACUCAGGAUUAUCAAUAGGAAAAUUGGUAGGAAUUAUUAUAUUGUCUUCAGUAGUUUUAAUAAUGACAUUUAUUUUACAUAAGUAUACGCGCAAUGCUUCAUUUAUACGACGAGGGGUGAGGAGAUUAAAGAAACUGGUGAAUACAAAAGGUGAAAAUCAUAACGAUGUAAUGAGCUCAUCUGAAGAAACAUAUAAAAAUAGAAAUUAUAAUCAGUAUAAAAUAGCUUACGUUUAA